Molecule: messenger RNA, 13391 nt
Organism: Pelobates cultripes (western spadefoot toad)
Lineage: Eukaryota; Metazoa; Chordata; Amphibia; Anura; Pelobatidae
Source: the annotation of a GenBank genome assembly
UUUGUAUACGAUGGUAUUUUUUUCUUUUCUUAUUUCACUCAAACAUUUUCUGCUCAGUAGACAAGAACUUUGAACAAGACCAUAAUGACCCGCAUUGUCUUCGUUUGGGCAAUCGUACUUACAAUAUUCUGGUUACAGGGCGUCGUGCUUGGCACUGCUGAAGAAGCAUGCCCAGGUAAGUCACUUACUUUGAAAGAAUGUAUAAUUUAAAGCGACCCCAUACUUCUUAAGUCACAGGAUAGAAGAAUGGAUGAGUGCUACAUGGAAUCUUUAACCCCUUAAGGACACAGGACAUGCGUGACAUGUCACGAUUCCCUUUUAUUCCAGAAGUUUGGUCCUUAAGGGGUUAAAGACAUUUCAUUAGACAGCAAGGUAGUAAUGUGUUGAAACCCUCCACCAACAGUGGAAUUCUAGCUUUGUCUGUUUAGAUUUUCAUUUUCAUGGAAAUAGCAUCUCAAUGGGAAAAUAUGAGGUUGACAUUAUUGUUUUCCGAAUAUAUUAUUUGCUGAUACUGUGUAGUGUAAUUUUAUUUAUUUCUUACAGCUAAACUGCCAGAAACAAUGUUAAUACACAGAUCAGGAUCAUUUGUGGAUUGCAAUUUAAUGUUUAAAACGAAUGUAUGUUUGUGUGCAUUAUGGCAUGACAGGGGGCAUAUCAUUAUUAUUUUUAUUUUAUUUCUUAAGCUUAACAUUUUUUAGAAAGAAAAUGUCAUUACUAAAUGUGUUUCUUUCCAACAUUUGAUCUGGCAAAUUAAAUAGAACAUUAGAAUACAAGAAAUCAGUUUGCGUUACUUGCUCCCAUUUUAUAUAAUAUGUAUUUGGGUCAUUUUGUGAAUGCUGUGUCUUGCCAAGGUUUGACAUGAGGGCCAGACUGUGAGCUGAUGUGGUGGGGUAUUUUGUGUAAAUAGAUUGGUUUAAUUGUGUUUUGUUGUGGUGUAAUGUAUGACCAGAGACUGUAGAGAGUGAGAGUGUGUGUAGGGGUCAUCAUGUUAAUAGAGGCUGUAGCCAGUGUGUUCAUAGGGGCUGUACUGUAUGUGAGAACUGCAGUGUAUGAGGGGUGCAGUAUAUAAAUGUGUUGGGAGGUAAAACAUAUACUUUGCAUGGUAGGGCAGAUGGGAGCAUAUAUAUCUCUCUCUAUAUAUUUAUUUCUUUUUUAAAUUCAAUACAUAAACUUUAUAUUCUUACCAUUGGCAAAGGAGGGGAAGGGGGUGCAUUGUAAACCCUGGUGGCCCUCCUUCCAUUUUUUCUUUAUUUAAGUGCCUGUGGGCUGGUGAAUGAGAUUCUUGAUAUAAUACAUUUAUCUCUCGCAUUUCUUUACAGAAGUGAAAGUAAUUGGGAUUGGUGACACCGAUAAGCUGACCAUUCUCAGAGGAUGUAAUGGUUUCCCAGGAACCACCGGGCCAAAAGGAGACACUGGGUCGGCGGGCGAGAAUGGUGCGUAAAAAUCAUAUGGAGGGUGAGAUGUAUCCAAUUGUUCUGUUCUAAAAGGUGGUGAAAAAGUGUAAAAGGGGAUAAGUAACAAAUAUAAUGCAUCUACUGGUUUCACUGGUUUCCAAAGUGACUGCCCCACUUAUAGUAAUAUAAAACACUUUUUUUUUUUAAGAACAGAACGCUUUGAGAAAUGUAUCCCCAAUAUAUCAAUGAAAGCACGAGACCCUUAAGACAAUAAUUUAUAACAUCUCUCUAUGGUGACCAGUCAAAGAAAUCUCUACACAGUAAAUAUUACAUGAGAGAAGUUCACUAAGACACAAUCAAUAUGUUAUUAAUCAGAGCUUCAAUGAAUAAUAAAACACAGUGGACGACUAAAAUACUCAACUCAUAGGCGUGUAAGAUCUGUUGUAUGUUGCUGCUGGCGAUUUACAAACUUUAUUUAUCCAUUUUUAGGUAAAGAUGGGCUUCCAGGACCAGUCGGGGUUCAAGGACCGAAAGGUGGGUGAUAAAUAUCCCAUUCCCUAAGAGCACAUGAUCUGUCGGCAUUGUGUAUCAUCCUGUCCACUUGGGCUAUAGAGAUUAUACAAGGAGCCCCCACUGAUGUGGGACACCUGGGAAAUCUGCUAAUUCAUUAGAGAGAUUCAAUGGCUGAGAAAAUUGUUUAGUAAUUGGUAAAUAAGUGUUAGGAUAAAAGGUGAAAUAUUAAUAGUUAAAGGAACACUAUAGUGCUAGUGUGGCUAUUUAAGUGAACGGCCCCAUGAGUUUACUUACUUUUUCUCCAAUAAAGCUCCUCUGGUGGCCAUCAGAGUGAAUGACAUGAAAAGUGUUCGUAGCCUAGGCAAUAAUGUAAACACUGUCUUAUCUCUGAGAUCUCUGCUAAGAAUGCACAGACAGGCUCAAGACACCAGAACCACUGCAUUAAUCUGCAGUGGUGCUGGUGACUAUAGUAUUCCUUUAAGUAUUACAUAAUUUUGUGACACAACUUUAUCAAAUCUAAAGAUUACUACCUGUAGCAAGUGGAGGGUAAUCUGAUACCAGAUACUUUUCCUUUUCCAGAGGUUGUGCAGUGUUUUUGGCAGUUUGAUGUUUUGUUCAGACUUCUGCAUUCAGUUUCAAAAGGAAUCGCAAUUCAUCGAAUUUUGGGCGAUUAGAGGGUGAUCCAAAUUCCACAACUCCGAUCGUGAAACAAGCAAAACAGUUUCAUUUGUUUGGGGAUAUGGAGUUCUGUCUGUGGGACAAAGAAAAGAGAUUCAUGUUGGGAAAAAUGUAAUUGUUAAAAAAAAAAAAAUAUGUUCAUGUCAGAAUUUGCUUUUUUCAUACAGGCGAUGCUGGAGAAAAAGGAAUUAAAGGUGAAAGGGGUAAGUCUUUCCAAGCUUUUUUUUUAUUCCUAUAAAUGUUCAUUUAGUCAGGUUGUACACACAGCCAGAGUCUCACAUUAUAAAGUGUCCCACUAUGUGAAUUGAUACAGUAAAGAUUUUCACCAGAUCCUUAAAACAAGUAAGAAAAGAAAAAAAGACAUUAAGAACAAAGCACAGAAGUGACAGGAAAGAGAGAUGGAUCAAAGGGAGAAAGGAGGGAGAGGGAAUUGGUUUACUAUUUUACGUUUCAUAAACUGACCAUCCUAGCAGUGACUUUACUACUCCCAAGGUCAAUAUAAUAAAAUAAUCUACAGCUAUGUCUCCAAGAAACAUAUUAUCAUUAAUUAUGGUUAAAAUUCAUACAUCUGAACUGUCCAUAUUUAGAAAGCACAGUCCCUAUUCUGGGUCUAAAUCCCUCUGUCCCUCUUUUCUCUCCUAAUCUUCCUCUUUUCUAGGAGCUCCCUAUUGUUGGUGUGUCUGAGUGUAUAACAGAGCUCCCCAGCAAUAAUACUCCCAGUAAUGUGUCUGAGUGUAUAACAGAGCUCCACAGCAAUAAUACUCCCAGUAAUGUGUCUGAGUGUAUAACAGAGCUCCACAGCAAUAAUACUCCCAGUAAUGUGUCUGAGUGUAUAACAGAGCUCCACAGCAAUAAUACUCCCAGUAAUGUGUCUGAGUGUAUAACAGAGCUCCACAGCAAUAAUACUCCCAGUAAUGUGUCUGAGUGUAUAACAGAGCUCCACAGCAAUAAUACUCCCAGUAAUGUGUCUGAGUGUAUAACAGAGCUCCACAGCAAUAAUACUCCCAGUAAUGUGUCUAAAUGUAUAACAGAGCUCCACAGCAAUAAUACUCCCAGUAAUGUGUCUGAGUGUAUAACAGAGCUCCACAGCAAUAAUACUCCCAGUAAUGUGUCUGAGUGUAUAACAGAGCUCCACAGCUAAUAAUACUCCCAGUAAUGUGUCUUAGUGUAUAACAGAGCUCCACAGCAAUAAUACUCCCAGUAAUGUGUCUGAGUGUAUAACAGAGCUCCAUAGCAAUAAUACUCCCAGUAAUGUGUCUGGGUGUAUAACAGAGCUCCACAGUAAUAAUACUCCCAGUAAUGUGUCUGAGUGUAUAACAGAGCUCCACAGCAAUAAUACUCCCAAUAAUGUGUCUGAGUGUAUAACAGAGCUCCACAGCAAUAAUACUCCCAGUAAUGUGUCUGAGUGUAUAACAAAGCUCCACAGCAAUAAUACUCCCAGUAAUGUGUCUGAGUGUAUAACAAAGCUCCACAGCAAUAAUACUCCCAGUAAUGUGUCUGAGUGUAUAACAGAGCUCCACAGCAAUAAUACUCCCAGUAAUGUGUCUGAGUGUAUAACAGAGCUCCACAGCAAUAAUACUCCCAGUAAUGUGUCUGAGUGUAUAACAGAGCUCCACAGCAAUAAUACUCCCAGUAAUGUGUCUGAGUGUAUAACAGAGCUCCACAGCAAUAAUACUCCCAGUAAUGUGUCUGAGUGUAUAACAGAGUUCCACAGUAAUAAUACUCCCAGUAAUGUGUCUGAGUGUAUAACAGAGCUCCACAGCAAUAAUACUCCCAGUAAUGUGUCUGAGUGUAUAACAGAGCUCCACAGCAAUAAUACUCCCAGCAAUGUGUCUGAGUGUAUCACAGAGCCCCACAGCAAUAAUACUCACAGUAAUGUGUCUGAGUGUAUAACAGAGCACCACUGCAAUAAUACUCCCAGUGAUGUGUCUGAGUGUAUAACAGAGCUCCACAGCAAUAAUACUCCCAGUGAUGUGUCUGAGUGUAUAACAGAGCUCCACAGCAAUAAUACUCCCAGUAAUGUGUCUGAGUGUAUUACAGAGCUCCACAGCAAUAAUACUCCCAGUAAUGUGUCUGAGUCUAUAACAGAGCUCCACAGCAAUAAUACUCCCAGUAAUGUGUCUGAGUGUAUAACAAAGCUCCACAGCAAUAACACUCCCAGUAAUGUUUCUUUAAACUACAUUAAAUGUGUUUAGAAAUCGGUCUGUGUAAAUAAGAUACAUUGUUUUUGUUAUAAAUUACAUUUACUUGUAUAAAUUGUUAUUAGUCAGUCACUUCAAAUUUAUUAGUAAAGCCUCGCCCAACUCACACCCAGAACAGCCUCCUUGUCACCCCCCCACUCACACCCCUAAUUGUCCCUCUUAGUCCAUUGAAAUGUUGAGAGUUAUGCAAACUGCUGGUUCAACUGAAUAAUGAAUAUACCCAGAAAUUGUCCUGUUUUAGAGUGUUGUAUCCCAGACUGCAUGAGCUACAGGAAGCACUGUUUCUACAAAAUGUUAUGCCAAUUGGUCCAAAGAUUGACCAUGAAAUUACCUGUAUUAUCAUUCAACAGGAGAGAAAGGAGAAGCGGCUAAAGCAAUCGAUUCAUUAUAUGGUGAGUUGGCAAGGUUUAGACACAUGACAUCAAUGACACUUUGUAACAGAGCGUGACUUUUAUUUGGAAGAAUACAGUUAUGGUCGCUUAUUGUAACUCAGGUGUAAAAAUACCAAAGUAAAAAAAAAAGGCUAAGACUUAUCAACUAUAACAAGCACUUAAUUUGUUCAGCUGUAGUGAUGUCCCGAACGGUUCGCCGAAUGGUUCGCGAACGGUUCGCCAUGAACGGUUCACCACGGACUCAUCAUUGAGUAAACUUUGACCCUGUACCUCACAGUCAGCAGACACAUUCCAGCCAAUCAGCAGCAGACCCUCCCUCCCAGAUCCUCCCACCUCCUGGACAGCUCACUAAGAAUGCAGCUUCACAAUGAAUGUAAAAUGGAUGCUGUCCAGGAGGUGGGAGGACCUGGGAGGGAGGGUCUGCUACUGAUUGGCUGGAAUGUGUCUGCUGACUGUGAGGUAUAGGGUCAAAGUUUACUCAAUAAUGAGUCCGUGGCGAACCGUUCGCGAACCGUUCGGCAAACAGUUCGGGAUAUCACUAUUCAGCUGUAAUCUGUUUGCAUAUCUACUCGGUUCACCAAAAUUCAAUAGAAAAUAGAAUUUUUGUUUAAUGAAUUUUGGAUGACCAUUUAGCUCUAUGGGAAGGGAUAUUGUUUCAUUAAUAACAGCAGGAGUUAUCCAACCAAUGAAUAGAUGGCACUGAAUACAAUUCAUUCACCAGCCCAUUUGUUAAUUCAAUAAUUUGCUAAUAGUUCGACCUAUAUUUCGUUUCAGACUAAAUGAAUCGCGAACAAAAUUUUCGUACAUUUUUCAAAUCAUCCAGAAAUGAAUGCACACGUCUAGUUAUUUGUAAGGAUUCAGCUGGCAUUUUUGAGAAUGUAUCAAUUUUCUGUUUUGCAUCAUUCACACACACAAUGAAGCCAGUUCCACCAAUACAUGGGUUGCCAGGAAAAAGAUCGAUUAUAGUUUUAACAAACAUCUUACAAAAUGUAUUUCAGAGGAUCCACAUUGGAAAAUAGUUUAUUUGGUUAUGGUUUUUAAAACGUCAACUCACAACAAAUCACUGCUUAGUGAAUGAACAGAAAGAAAACCAGAAAAUAUAUGCCACUUAAUGCUUGCUGAAGAACGUGAACAUAUCUUCUGUUUGUUCCAAUUCAUCUCUUGUUCUCAGCUGCCCGGAACUGUAAGGAGCUUCAGGAACAGGGGGCGGUACUAAGUGACUGGUAUACAAUAUAUCCAGAUGGCGAGACCCCACUCAAGGUGCUGUGUGACAUGCAUACUGAUGGAGGUGGAUGGAUAGUAAGUACAGGGCACAGAAUCAUAAAUACAGUAUUUAAUCCUCUGUCAUCUAGCUCCGGGAUACUGUAACUCUACAGUAUUCAUAGAGCAUGAUCUUAAGGGUUGUUCUUAUGGAGGUAUAAUAUUUUCCAUAAGUAUUAUAAUAAGGCAUUGAUUUAUAUGCAGAUCUCUAAAGAGUGGACCCCAAAAGAAAACACUUAAAGGACCACUAUAGUGCCAGGAAAACAAACUUGUUUUCCUGGCUCUAUAGGAUCUUUGGGUGCCCCCCACUCUCAGGAUCCCCCUCCUGCCGGGCUCUAGGGGGAGGAAGGGGUUAAACACUUACCUUUCUCCAGCACCGGGCUCCCUCGGCGUUGGGGACUCUCGUCCCUCUUCCGACAUCAUCCCCUGAAUGCGCAUGCGCGGCAAGAGCCGUGCACGCAUUCAAUCAGUCCAUGGGAAGGCAUUUCUCAAUGCUUUCCUAUGGACGCGUCUUCUCACUGUGAAAAUCAGUGAGAAGUGCGGAAGCACCUCUAGCGGCUGUCAAUGAGACAGCCACUAGAGGCUGGAUUAACACUAGUGUAAACAUAGCAGUUUCUCUGAAACUGCUAUGUUUACAGCAGGCAGGGUUAACCCUAGAUGGACCUGGCACCCAGACUACUUCAUUAAGCUGAAGUGGUCUGGGUACCUACAGGGAGUGCAGAAUUAUUAGGCAAAUGAGUAUUUUGACCACAUCAUCCUCUUUAUGCAUGUUGUCUUACUCCAAGCUGUAUAGGCUCGAAAGCCUACUACCAAUUAAGCAUAUUAGGUGAUGUGCAUCUCUGUAAUGAGAAGGGGUGUGGUCUAAUGACAUCAACACCCUAUAUCAGGUGUGCAUAAUUAUUAGGCAACUUCCUUUCCUUUGGCAAAAUGGGUCAAAAGAAGGACUUGACAGGCUCAGAAAAGUCAAAAAUAGUGAGAUAUCUUGCAGAGGGAUGCAGCACUCUUAAAAUUGCAAAGCUUCUGAAGCGUGAUCAUCGAACAAUCAAGCGUUUCAUUCAAAAUAGUCAACAGGGUCGCAAGAAGCGUGUGGAAAAACCAAGGCGCAAAAUAACUGCCCAUGAACUGAGAAAAGUCAAGCGUGCAGCUGCCACGAUGCCACUUGCCACCAGUUUGGCCAUAUUUCAGAGCUGCAACAUCACUGGAGUGCCCAAAAGCACAAGGUGUGCAAUACUCAGAGACAUGGCCAAGGUAAGAAAGGCUGAAAGACGACCACCACUGAACAAGACACACAAGCUGAAACGUCAAGACUGGGCCAAGAAAUAUCUCAAGACUGAUUUUUCUAAGGUUUUAUGGACUGAUGAAAUGAGAGUGAGUCUUGAUGGGCCAGAUGGAUGGGCCCGUGGCUGGAUUGGUAAAGGGCAGAGAGCUCCAGUCCGACUCAGACGCCAGCAAGGUGGAGGUGGAGUACUGGUUUGGGCUGGUAUCAUCAAAGAUGAGCUUGUGGGGCCUUUUCGGGUUGAGUAUGGAGUCAAGCUCAACUCCCAGUCCUACUGCCAGUUCCUGGAAGACACCUUCUUCGAGCAGUGGUACAGGAAGAAGUCUGCAUCCUUCAAGAAAAACAUGAUUUUCAUGCAGUACAAUGCCCCAUCACACGCGUCCAAGUACUCCACAGCGUGGCUGGCAAGAAAGGGUAUAAAAGAAGAAAAUCUAAUGAUAUGGCCUCCUUGUUCACCUGAUCUGAACCCCAUUGAGAACCUGUGGUCCAUCAUCAAAUGUGAGAUUUACAAGGAGGGAAAACAGUACACCUCUCUGAACAGUGUCUGGGAGGCUGUGGUUGCUGCUGCACGCAAUGUUGAUGGUGAACAGAUCAAAACACUGACAGAAUCCAUGGAUGGCAGGCUUUUGAGUGUCCUUGCAAAGAAAGGUGGCUAUAUUGGUCACUGAUUUGUUUUUGUUUUGUUUUUGAAUGUCAGAAAUGUAUAUUUGUGAAUGUUGAGAUGUUAUAUUGGUUUCACUGGUAAUAAUAAAUAAUUGAAAUGGGUAUAUAUUUGUUUUUGUUAAGUUGCCUAAUAAUUAUGCACAGUAAUAGUCACCUGCACACACAGAUAUCCCCCUAACAUAGCUAAAACUAAAAACAAACUAAAAACUACUUCCAAAAAUAUUCAGCUUUGAUAUUAAUGAGUUUUUUGGGUUCAUUGAGAACAUGGUUGUUGUUCAAUAAUAAAAUUAAUCUUCAAAAAUACAACUUGCCUAAUAAUUCUGCACUCCCUGUAUAGUUGUCCUUUAACAGGUUAACACAGAAACACAUCUCAAAUAGAAUACAGCUUACUUUAAAUGUGUAUCAUGGACUUUAAACCACAGAGAAAGCUCUGUUGAUUUGUAAUGUGGCAGCAACAAGGUGGAUGAAAUAAUAUUAAAGAAAUUGAUACAAAGAUGUGAUGAUGAUGGAGAAUCUCAGAUAAAUAAUGAAUAUGAGAAUGACGUGGGUGAAUUAGUAAAAUGGCACACUGGGCAUUAUUUAGAAGACCGUUAGCUCUCAGUCAAUGGUGAUGCUCUGAGUCCUCAUUCUGCUAAUGUUCUGUGUUCAGUAAUUGUUACAGAUGGUUCUAUUCAUAUUUAGUUUGUACUUACAUGAAUGGAGCAAGGCAAAGAUUUGUCCCUCUAAGGGCCCAGACCUCAUGACUCAAUCCCCAGCCAUCCAGUAAAGAUGGAGUAAUUGAAUGUCUCCUUUUGGUCGGUGUAGGUUUUUCAGAGACGUUGGGAUGGAGGAGUGGAUUUCUUCCGUGACUGGAAAUCGUACAAGAUGGGGUUUGGCAGCCGCCUCGGAGAUUUCUGGUUGGGAAAUGAUAUUGUUCACAUGUUAACGUCAUCAGGUAAUGAUAUUCCCCAGAUAUACCAAUUCUACCCUUUCAUCUGGUAUACAGAAUGUACAUCUUCUGCUAAAAUACAGAGAUAUUAGUAAUUCAGCAUUAAACGGUCUUUUAGGAAGUCAGCAACAUUGUACAUUUUAUGAACAGGUUGAGUAGAGUGAUAAUACACUUUUAUUUUGUGGAGGCGGGUUGUCACAUUUCAGGCACACGUGACCCUUUACACAAACAAGUGUCUUUUAAACUUCUAUGUCUUAGAUUUGCUUAAAGGACAACUAUCACCAACAAUGAUUAUCUAUGGUCUUCCCUAAUUCUGUGACUUACUGUCAGCUGUCAGCUUUCAAAAAAUUUCCACCAGUGGAGGAACUAAUGCAGAGAAGGCCAUGGUGGAAAAAGUGUUUUUGGGUCUCCCUCUAGCGCAAGAGUGGCGAAAGGAUAGAUCCAUAUCUGUCAUACAACUCCCAUGAUGCUAUGCCAGCCGGGGAUCUACCAUUUGCCCAUCCUUGCAGGGUUGUAUUUGAGAUGUGUGUUUGAAUUAAAGCAUUUUCUUGUAUAGGGUAUGUGUAUGUAUGUAGAGGUGUAUUUGUAUGUGCUGUUCCCAUGGAAUGCAGUGGUAUACUUGUUUGUAGUGUUUACGUUUGCAUGCUGUGGUGUGUUUGGAUGUAGUGUUGGUUUUUAAAUGAUGUACAUUUGUGUUUAGUAUUAGUGUAUGAGUGAAGGGAUGUGUUUGUAUAUAAUUUUGGAGUUUGAAUCCAGGAAUGUGUUUGCAUUUUGUGUACGUGUUUGAUUGCUGGGAUGUUUGCAUGCACACUGCCACAUACAUACAUGCACACACAUAUAAAUACAGAUUACCACACAAAUAUACACAUAUAAACACACUGACACAGACAAACACAUUCAUAUACACAAUGACACACACACACACACACACACACAAAUAGACACACAAAUACACACACUGACACAUGCACACAGCUUGGCACAUACACGCACAACUCAACACGUGACAUAUACACACACUGACACAAGUACACAGACCUUGACAAAGAGAUACACACACAGAUACACACACUGACACAUAAACACACAUACACAGCUUGGCACAUACACACACUGUGAUAAAUAUACAGACCUUGACAAACAGAUACAUACACACACCUUGACACACAGAUACUCACACACACAUAUACACACAGAUGCACACACUGGCAUAUACACACACCUUGACACACAUGUACAAACACUGACACACACACAUACACAACAUAAUUUUUAUAUUUGCGGCAACCCUCCUGCGAGCAUAUAUUUUGUCUGCAGGAGGGUAGCUUGCUUGGGGUGCUGUUGGCUGAGGUUGAUGGGUGUGUGUGGUCUGCAGCAGCUCAUUCCUUCCUUCUCUCCCCCUACUGCCUGUGCCUCCUCUCCCUUACACGUGGUGCUCUCUAUAUCUGGAGGAAGUUACCUGCUGUCACUUCCUCCCAGGCUACUGAUACUACUUGCUGAAUAGAGGUCCAGUUGCGCUCUUAAUGGUUUGCACACUUAAAGGGCCACAAUAUCCAUAGGCUGGCCCCAAGUGCAUGAGAUACCUGAUGGGGUCCCCCCAGUGGCUGAGCUCCAGUGGUGGUAGUUCCACCAUUGUGUUCAACCCAAGGUACAAGGUGAAUAUGACUGAAGGGUCCUGUCAUUUACAAAAGGCAGGGGUGAGUUUUUCUUUUUUUCCUUACAUAUUCUAUAUUUAAAAUAUAUAGCUGUUUGCUUUCAAAACUUGGCGAAAGUGAAAUGAUUAAUAUAUCAAUACAUAGCGUUAAGGUCACAGUAGAACUUUUAGAGUUGUAUUGAAGGGAAAAAAGUGACUUUUUAUAGGUUAUUUAGAAGAUAACUGGCAUUGCAUUUAAAUUGUUGGUGUUAUUAAACAUAUAUUUACAAUGAAAUAAUGAUUUUUUUAAAUUAUGGAUAUUUAUUUUUAAGAAGUCAACUUUUAUGUGGUUGAGCGGCCAUGUUGGGUCAAACUCUACUCUCAUCUGACCAGCUGCUGCUCAACCUAACUUAUUUGGUGUUGCAGGUUCACACAGAGAAAUCAUAGCACCAGCAGGUUAGGUUGAGCAGCAGUUGCUCGGCUGACAGUAGAGUCUGACCCAACAUGGCCGCUCAGUUAGAUAAACAUUGCCAUUUAAAAAAAUAAAUAAAUUAUAUAUAUAAUUAAAAAAUUAUAUAUAUAAUUAAAAAAAAAUUUUUUUUAAAGUUUAUUAACUGUAAUACAUGAGAAAUGAAAGUUUGACAGUUGUCCUUUAAAAGAUUCAUAAUCAGCUCUCAAACCAAAUAACACAAUGCAAUGCGUAGGGAUGUAUUGCAAAUAUAAAUGGCAAUUUUUACAAAAUUGGAAGUUAAAAACAUUAGUAAAAGAAGGGCAAAUUUUUAUGAAAUUGUUUUAAUUAAUCUAAAAACACAUUUCCCACAAUUAAUUACCUCCUCCUCCUAAUCACAGGUAAAUGGGAACUGCUUAUUGAUCUAAUGGACUUUGAAAAUACUAGACAUUACGCCACAUAUUCUUCGUUUCAAAUCUUGGGGGAGUCGGAACAAUACAAGCUGAUACUUGGAGCAUUCAAGGAUGGGAAUGCAGGUGAGGUGGCUAGCUUUUGUAAAGUGACACUCCACACCCCUUAUGCACUUGGCUUGCUGCAGUGGCAUACUAAGGGGGGGUGGAGGAGUGGGGGUGCACUUUAUGUUAAAGGGGUGCAGGUUUUUUUUUUAAUUAAGGGGGGUAUGCACUUAAUGUUAAUGGGGUGCCAAACAAAGGGUCCGCCCCGGGUGCCAAAUGCUCUAGGUACGCCCCUGGCUUGCUGAAAUGCUCUAAGUGUGAAGAGUGUGUCCUCUUGUUCAUUUUACAGAAAGUGCUGAUUUAAAUAGAAAUUGACAAUUUUGUAAAUUAACCUGGAUACAGCCCUCCUGACUGUCACUCAGACAACCGGUCCUGUUACUGCCUGGUUUGGUUAGCUCAGUGAAGCUAAACUUACAACGCAGCAAUUGCCUAGAGAACCUGCCUUGCAAAGACUUCUCAUUGAGUUGAAUUGGGAAGUCUGUGAUUGGACAGCCACAGGAAGUCUGGGUGAGGUCAGAGGGGGAGGACUUACAAAGGCUUCAUGUUUUGCAGCUCUUGCAAGCUGUUUUAAGAUAUACCCCCAAGGAAGAAUUGCAUAAUUACAUGCUUGCAUGUUUUCUUGGGGUAUAUUUACUAAACAGUGAUUUUUUAAAAUGUGCUGUUUAAUGUCCCCUUAAUGGUUUGCAUCAUAUCCAUCAUAAUAACUCAUUGCACAGUAAGAGGAGUAGGCUCUCCGGAUUAAAGACAUCAUGGGCGUCUCUUUCUACUUAUACAAAUGUUUAGAAUAGAAGGUGACUGCUCUUGUGUCCGUUUCAUCUUUUUUUAGGUGAUUCUCUGACAGAUCAUAAUAAUAUGAAAUUUUCCACCAAAGACAAGGACUCUUCUUCAUCAAACUGUGCAGAUAUAUACAAAGGAGCCUGGUGGUACAACGCCUGCCAUGUUUCCAAUCUGAAUGGGCGCUACCUGUUGGGGCAACACGCCACCUUUGCAGAUGGAAUCAACUGGAACUCCAGUAAAGGAUAUUAUUACUCCUACAAACAUUCAGAAAUGAAGAUCAGGCCUGUGAACUAAUUAACAAAAAAACACAUAAAUAAUAAAAACAAAAUGGAUAUUAACACAUUCUUAACAUUACAAACCUAUCAUCAUCACGCUAUUUAAUCCAAUUAUCUACACAAAUAUAGCAAUUUUCUCAAAAAGCAUUAAACUUUUUUAUUUAUUUUUUAAUCUUGUCCAAAAAGUAACAUUUGAAGAACAUGCUAAACUUCACGAGGAUUAUUUCAAAAUUUUCAUGUUUGGAAUAUUAAGAAAAUUUUCAUGUUUUAGAAUUUUAAUACAUUUUGAUAAAAUUUGUAUUGAUUUGAACGUAUAAACAUACGUAUAAAAUGUGUAUUCCAUAAAAUAUAGGCACUGACAUGCAGUUUUAUAUUUUUAGAUAUGUAUUCCAUUUUUUUCACAAUUUGAGAAGCUUAGUGUUUUACAUAUAUGUGCUG